Rhineura floridana is the source of this 2613-nucleotide messenger RNA. RefSeq names its product endogenous retrovirus group 3 member 1 Env polyprotein-like. The record is from RefSeq and is a predicted model, not a curated record. Bases 135 to 2177 code for a protein of 680 amino acids. The transcript has 2 exons. Lineage: Eukaryota; Metazoa; Chordata; Lepidosauria; Squamata; Rhineuridae.
UGAGGGCCACACUCCUUCCUGGGCAAUCAUCUGAGGGCCAUAUGCCAGUGGUGGAUGGAGCCAGAGGCAAAAGGGGUUGAAGGGAACCCUACCUGGAUCCACUGGAGUCGCGCUAAAAUAGCCUCCCCGGAAGGAUGGACGAUUGCCAACCAGAGAGGCCUAAAGAUGACCCUGAGAAGGGAUGCCACCACGCGGGACGCGACGGGAGAAGCCUCCUCGGGACCGGCAACCGAGAGAGCGAAAUAGCUGGGGGCGCUGCAUCCCCUACCGUCCUGGAUAGAGUAGUGGGACACCGCCCGAAGAUUCAGAUUUGCCCAACUUCAACUAGAAUGCCCUGUUGUAAAUUAUCUUAUUUGAUUAUACUGUUCCAGUUUGGGGUUAUUCUAAUGCUGCUGUUGUUUCCUCCCCACUGUGUAACGGCUACCCUUCCAUCCUGCAGGAUUUGUAUUAAGACUGUUAGGAACCAUAACAAUAUCCAGGACACUCUAGUUUAUCAGAGUAAAUUCAGUUGUAAAGGGACAGCUGUCACAUGCCAGUUUCGUAAUGUUAGUUACUCAGCCUGUAUUCAGGGAAACCAGACAACUUGUUAUGACCCCAAAGAAAGUCCUGACCAAUGGUGGCUUCAGGUGAGGGAAGGCACGCAGAGUGGACGAGUACUGUUCCAGACCAGAUUAGCAACCCCUAAUACUACAGCAUGGGUUAAAAUCGAACCUUGUGAGAUUUCAAAAUGGCCUGACCAAUGUGGAAAUCAUGAUUGGGAAAAGUCUUAUACGUGGGAUGAUAAAUACAUUUGUCCUGAAAAGGGUAUCAGUACUGAAUGUACAAAUCAAUGUCCUUAUUGGAACUGUGUAGGCUGGGCCACUUGGCAAACUACUGGGAUAAGUGCUCACCUUUCCAAAGUCACAGUACAAAGUGACUGCGGGCCCCGGAAAUGUAAUUAUGUAAAUUUUACUAUUAAUAAUCCACGGGCCUUUUUGAGUAAAUUUGGGCAACACUUUGGGUUACGCAUUCAUGGAACAGGCAGAGAUCCGUUAGGAUUGUUCUGUCUGAAACUUGUUCAACUAACAGAGACAGGCCAUACCUUGGAGCAAACCUUCUUCUCUGAUUUCUGGGAGGAGAUGAAUACUUCUUUCCAGGUACCUGAAGUGGCCAGAAAUUUGUCUAUUACUUUUGCAGAAACUGUGGCCACCGCUUUAAACGUCAGUAAUUGUUAUGUUUGUGGGGGGACUCAGAUUGGAGAUCACUGGCCCUGGGAAGCUGCCGAAUUGAAUGUUAGUCAGCUUUAUAAUACCACCAAUAUCACAAACCCCCAUAGUCAAUGGAUGUUGAAGGCUACUCUUGUUGGUCGUUGGUGUGUACAAAGGAUCUCCCCCGGUGCCCCACAGAUAGGUCAGAUGCCUUGUGAAACCAUGACCAUUUUGAAUCAGUCUGCAAUUAGUUAUUGGCCCAAUGCCUCUUUGAUUCCAGUUAAUCUGUUGUGGACAGCAGAGUUAAAGUUAAGGUUAAAUUUGUCAGUUAUUAAUAAUAAGUCUUGGAAAGCGUUACCAGGGUUUUACUGGGUUUGUGGGAAAUAUGCUUAUUCAGAAUUACCCGAACCCUGGGAGGGAACUUGUACUUUAGGAGAGGUCAGACCAUCCUUCUUUCUCAUUCCCCUCAGUGCAGGAAUUCGGUUAGGACAUCCUUUGUAUGGUAGGAAAAAGAGGAUGACAGUUAAGAUUGGUGACUGGAAGGAUGAUGAGUGGCCCCCUGAAAGGAUAGUUCAGUACUAUGGACCUGCAACCUGGGCCCAGGAUGGGUUAUAUGGAUAUAGAACCCCAAUCUACAUGUUAAAUAGAAUAAUUCGGUUACAGGCAGUGCUUGAACUUAUAACAAAUGAAACUGCGAGGGCUUUGACUGCUCUGUCUAAAACACAAACCCAACUUAGAAAUGCUGUGUACCAAAAUAGACUCGCCCUUGACUACCUGUUGGCAACGGAAGGAGGGGUUUGUGGGAAGUUCAAUUUGACUAAUUGUUGCUUACAUAUUGAUGACAAUGGAAAAGUAAUAGAAGAUAUAACAGAUAAAAUAAUUAAGCUUGCACAUGUGCCGGUACAAACAUGGAAAGGAUUUGAGUGGGCAGAAGGGCUGGGUCCGUGGUUCCAAUGGAUAGGAGGGAUACGAGGUAUUAUUGGACAUUAAUUGUAGGAAUUCUGAUGUGUGUCUUGUUACCCUGUAUUCUACCUCUGAUAAUGCAAGGGUUAAGGAACAUGAUGGAGAGCAUAGCGGACAGGAGAACAUCAGUGCAGCUAAUGGCGUUGUAUGAAUAUGUCCAUACCUACCUGUAAGAAUGAUACUCCCCAAACCUCUUAGCGAGGUCAGUGAAGUAUCAAAGGGGGGGUUGUAAGGGUUAAUGGACGCCAUUAGCAAAGAAGGAUUCAGCACGUAGACCAGAAGGAGGCGCAAGCGCAGAGGAUUGUUCUAGGAAUGGAAAAUUACCAGCUAUACAGUUAUGUUUUGUGCAACACACUCACCAAUGUAUCUUUUCUGUUGUCUGUAACCCAAUAAAAGAGCUGUGCCUCAACUGUCAGGAGACACAGUUUGGAGGACAAAUUCCCCUGUGUCUCUGCUAGCAAUA